AUGGGUGUGCAAGGGGACCUCAACGCCCUCAAGAAACAGAGGGGAACUGCUAAAGGAAAGUUCACCAGGAAGAUAUUCAUGACAAAUAAUGAGAAGAAGGCAACAGACAAACCAAAGGUUAAGGUAAAGAGAUUUGAACCUCCCAAGUUUGAAGGUAAUUUAAGAGAGUAUCCUACAUUUAAAGAGGAUUAUAAGAACUUGGUUCAAAGUGAAUAUGGUGCUGAUCCAUACGCACUCAAAAUGUGUUUAGGUGGGGAGGCACUCCAGACAAUAAAGGGCUCGGAGGGUAAUUAUGAUGAAAUGUUUAAGCGGUUGGAUGACAAAUUUGGUAACCCAAGAAAAAUUGUAGACUUGGUGAUAAGUGAUCUCAAAUCUCUGAGGAAGAUAUCAGAUGGUGAUACUAAAGGGUUUGUUAAAAUGGUUGAUCAGGUUGAACAAUGUUUCUUGCAGAAAGAAAGGAAGGUUUUGGAAUACAUGAAUUCAAAUGUAAGAACUAGUACUAGUGAUAGUAGAGCAACAGUACAUCAUGUUGAAAAUGUGGUCGAAAACAAUUCGGAGUCAGAGUUGGUUAAGCUGAUAAGAAAAUUGAAUGAAGAACAACAGAGCAAGAAUAGAGAAUUUGAGUCAUGCAUUUUCAAGGGCUGUAAUAGCAAAGAAAGAUUUGACAUGAUUAAGAAGAACGGUAUAUGUUUUAGGUGUUUAAAUGGAUAUCAUUCAGCACGUGGGUGUAAAGUAGGCAAAUUGUGUGAUGUAGUCAUUGAAGGCCAAGGACCAUGUAAUCGGAAUCAUCAUCCACUUUUGCAUCAAGACAGAAUAGAAAGCAGUUCUCACAAUGCAAAUGGUAAAAUUUGGAAUGUGGAUGCUGUUGGGAUGAAUGAAAUAUCUUCCAAAGUUAAAAGGAUUGAUUUGUCCAGAUUACCUGAACUUUUUACAAGAAUCUCGAACUUAGAAGUGGAUCUCCCAUAUGGGGAAAUUGAUAUGCUCAUCGGCACAGAUUGUUGUGAAAUACUGCCAAGGGUUGUUGAACACAAUGAGGGUAUUCAGUUACUGGAAAAUCAAUUCGGGUUCAGCAUUCGAGGUAGACAUGACAAGAUUACCAAUGGAUCCAACAGCAGCAAUCAUAUAUUUGUAAGAACUCAUAAACUGUCUAGACUCGUAGAUUUGAAGCAGAUUAACAUAGAGUCAACAGAUAGCUUAAAGACUAAAUUGGACAAAUUCUUUGCCAUGGGGGAAAUGGGAACAAAAUGUAAGCCACAGUGUAUAAAGUGUAUGUGUCGAGGAUGUCCUGAACCUAAUUGCAUAAGUUUAAAGGAAGAAAGAGAACUAGCAUUGAUUGAGGAAGGAUUGUUAUAUAAUGAGGAACAAAAAUGCUGGCUAGUAAAGUAUCCAUGGCUAAGGGAUCCAAUGCAUUUGAAAGAUAAUAUUAAAGUAGCUAAUGCUAGAUUAAAAACAACAGAGAAUAGAUUGAAGAAACUUGGCAAUGAAUAUGCCAUGAAGUAUCAGAGAGAGAUAGAAGAUAUGAUUGAUAGAGGAGUGGCGAGGAAAUUAAAUAAGGAAGAGAUACAAGAAUACAAGGGUCCAGUUCAUUAUAUUCAUCAUCAUGAAGUAUUGAAACCAGAAUCCAACUCAACUCCAAUACGCAUUGUCUUCAACUCUUCUGCGUCAUACAUGGGGCAGAAAUUAAAUGAUUUCUGGGCAAAGGGGCCAGAUAUCCUGAACAGCUUACUGGGAGUUUAG
Molecule: messenger RNA, 1737 nt
Organism: Penaeus monodon (black tiger shrimp)
Lineage: Eukaryota; Metazoa; Arthropoda; Malacostraca; Decapoda; Penaeidae
Exons: 5
Coding region: 1-1737 (578 amino acids)
Source: RefSeq, a predicted model, not a curated record